AUGGGCGAUUUCUUAGGUGGCUGUCUAAGUCAUUUCUUUGCAGAUGACCUAGCCGCAAUUGUAGCAGGUAGUAUUGGUAUGAAAUAUGCGCAACAAUGUAUCGAUCUCGAAAGAAAGCUCCAAAAGUUCCUCGAUAAUCUUGAAUAUUAUCGUGUUCUAACGUCACAGCUAAUUAAUUUUGCAAAAACGGAGGGUUUAUGGUCAACGAGAGCAGUCGGGGAACCUAAGUUUGAAAUAUCUUCAUCUAAUGGAGCAGUUCAAUGA
Messenger RNA from Adineta ricciae, 264 nucleotides. Lineage: Eukaryota; Metazoa; Rotifera; Eurotatoria; Adinetida; Adinetidae. The record is from the annotation of a GenBank genome assembly.